Molossus molossus (Pallas's mastiff bat) is the source of this 1687-nucleotide messenger RNA. It is a transcript of the gene DRD2, whose product is annotated as dopamine receptor D2. Gene Ontology annotation, biological process: adenylate cyclase-activating adrenergic receptor signaling pathway; adenylate cyclase-inhibiting dopamine receptor signaling pathway. The coding region runs from base 345 to 1667 and encodes 440 amino acids. Gene Ontology annotation, cellular component: glutamatergic synapse; presynaptic membrane. The record is from RefSeq and is a predicted model, not a curated record. Lineage: Eukaryota; Metazoa; Chordata; Mammalia; Chiroptera; Molossidae. Gene Ontology annotation, molecular function: dopamine neurotransmitter receptor activity, coupled via Gi/Go; G protein-coupled receptor activity. The transcript has 8 exons.
AGAGCCGGAGCUGGCCGCCCUCCGCGCGCACCGCGCCGCCUCCACGCCCGGUCCCUGCGCCGCACGCCCAAACCCGCGUCCGGCCCCGCCCCGCCCCGCCGCUGCCGGUCCACCGCUCCCCGCAGGCCGGAGCCGGCCGAGCGGCUUCCCGCCGGGGCUCUGCACGGCGCGGCGGGGCCGGGAGCCGGGGACCCCCGAGGAAAGGGGCGGCCCAGACGGCUGACGGAGGGGCGGCCGCGCGUGGAUGCGGCGGGAGCCGGAAGCCUCGAGCCGCCCGCGCCGUCUCUGCGCCGGUGCUCCCUAUGGCUUGAAGAGCCUGGCCACCCAGUGGCCCUGCUACCCCCAUGGAUCCCCUGAACCUGUCCUGGUACCCUGCCGACCCGGGGAGCCAGAACUGGAGCCGGCCCUUCAACGGGUCUGAAGGAAAGUCCGACGAGCAGCACUACAACUACUACGCCACCCUGCUCGUCCUGCUCAUCUUCAUCAUCGUCUUCGGCAACGUGCUGGUGUGCAUGGCUGUGUCCCGGGAGAAGGCGCUGCAGACCACCACCAACUACCUGAUCGUCAGCCUCGCGGUCGCCGACCUCCUGGUGGCCACGCUCGUGAUGCCCUGGGGCGUCUACCUGGAGGUGGUGGGCGAGUGGAGAUUCAGCAGGGUUCACUGUGACAUCUUUGUCACUCUGGACGUCAUGAUGUGCACAGCCAGCAUCCUGAACCUGUGUGCCAUCAGCAUCGACAGGUACACGGCCGUGGCCAUGCCCAUGCUCUACAACACGCGCUACAGCUCCAAGCGCCGCGUCACCGUCAUGAUUGCCAUCGUCUGGGUCCUGUCCUUCACCAUCUCCUGCCCGCUGCUCUUCGGACUCAACAACACAGAGCAGAGCGAGUGCAUCAUCGCCAACCCCGCCUUCGUGGUCUACUCCUCCGUGGUCUCCUUCUACGUGCCCUUCAUCGUCACCCUGCUGGUCUACAUCAAGAUCUACACGGUCCUCCGCAGGCGCCGGAAGCGGGUCAACACCAAGCGCAGCAGCCGGGCCUUCAGGGCCAACCUGAAGGCCCCACUCAAGGGCAGCUGUGCUCACCCCGAGGACAUGAGACUCUGCACCGUUAUCAUGAAGUCUAACGGCAGUUUCCCUGUGAACAGGCGGAGAGCGGAGGCUGCCCGCCGAGCCCAGGAGCUGGAGAUGGAGAUGCUCUCCAGCACCAGCCCACCCGAGAGGACCCGGUACAGCCCCAUCCCGCCCAGCCACCACCAGCUGACCCUUCCCGACCCGUCCCACCACAGCACUCCCGACAGCCCCGCCAAACCCGAGAAGAAUGGGCAUGCCAAAGACCACCCCAAGAUCGCCAAGAUCUUCGAGAUCCAGUCCAUGCCCAAUGGCAAGACCCGGACCUCGCUGAAGACGCUGAGCCGCAGGAAGCUGUCGCAGCAGAAGGAGAGGAAGGCCACCCAGAUGCUGGCCAUUGUGCUCGGCGUGUUCAUCAUCUGCUGGCUGCCCUUCUUCAUCACACACAUCCUGAACAUUCACUGUGACUGUGCCAUCCCGCCCGUCCUGUACAGCGCCUUCACGUGGCUGGGCUACGUCAACAGCGCCGUGAACCCCAUCAUCUACACGACCUUCAACAUCGAGUUCCGCAAGGCCUUCCUGAAGAUCCUCCGCUGCUGACCCGCUGCCUUGCCGCCCAG